AUGGUCGACCCCAACGAGUAUACCGUCGGUUGGAUCUGCGCAAUCACUACCGAAUACGUCGCUGCGCAAGCAUUCCUUGACGAAAAGCACGAAAGCUCAGCAUACCUGUCCCCGCAAAAUAAGAAUGACUACACCUUAGGCCGACUCGCGAACCAUAACGUGGUCAUCGCUGUACUGCCAAUCGGCGAAUAUGGCACCUCCUCAGCAGCGCGGGUGGCCGAGACUAUGCUGCACAGCUUUCCGAAUGUGCGAAUCGGCCUGAUGGUCGGCAUCGGCGGAGGUGCGCCAAGUGCAGACCAUGAUAUUCGGCUUGGGGACAUCGUGGUCAGCACCCCUUCGAAUAACCAUGGGGGUGUAUUUCAGUACGACUAUGGCAAGACCAUCCAAGGGCAGAGGUUUUUCCCAACAGGCUACCUAGACCAGCCGCCCGCAGUUCUGCGCGCGGCUGUAAAUGGGCUUCAGGCGCGAUAUGAAAUCGAGGGUCAUCAUUUAGCAGGUGAUAUUGAUCAAGCCUUGGAAAGAAACCCAAGAUUGCGGAAGAAAUACGGACGACCGGAUCCAGCCAGUGAUCGGCUGUACCAAAGUCAUAUUGUUCAUCCUCCACACGACAAAUCUAAUUGUACAAUAAGCUGCGGGGAUGAUCCCUCUACCCUCGUGCUGCGGAACCCUCGUACGGAAGAUGAAGACAGCCCGAUAGUUCAUUAUGGGCUGGUCGCUUCCGCGAAUCAGUUGAUGAAAGAUGCCUGCAUGCGGGAUAAGCUGACUAUGGAAAAGGACGUUCUAUGUUUUGAAAUGGAGGCAGCGGGGCUAAUGAAUCACUUUCCCUGCUUGGUCAUUCGUGGUAUCUGUGACUAUUCUGACUCCCAUAAGAAUAAGGCGUGGCAAGGGUAUGCGGCAAUGGCAGCGGCUGCCUACACGAAGGAUGUAUUGCGUCGGAUCUCUCCUCAACAUGUGCAGGCUGAGAAGAAGAUUAUGGAAAUUCUCUCCACAGUUAAAACUAUCCAUGAGACGACCCAAGAUAUUGAUCGCGGCGUCAAAAGGUUACGCCAGCUCGGCGACGACCAAGAGUACCAAGCUGUCAUUAAUUGGCUUACACCGGUGAACUACGCUCUCCAACAAAAUGAUUUCAUUGCCCGGCGGCAAGAAGGAACUGGAGAGUGGUUCCUGAAUUCAACUGAAUUCAAGCAAUGGCUUAGCCAAAGCAAACAGACCCUAUUCUGUCCUGGUAUGCCUGGAGCAGGUAAAACAAUGAUCACCGCAACCGUAAUCGAUCAUCUUUACCGUACAUACCAGAAUAAGCCCAAGACUAGCAUCACGUAUAUCUAUUGCAAUUUCCGACAGCAGCAUCAACAGCGGUACACCGACCUUCUUCUCAGCCUGUUGAAGCAGCUAGUCCAAGGACAGCCUUUUAUUCCCAAUGCUGUGAGAGUACUUUACGAUGAAUGCAAGGGAAGAGGAAGCCGACCUUCUCACGAAGGAAUCUUAAGUACUCUGUAUAGUGUUGCUGCCUCUUACUCGAGACUUUUUAUCCUCAUCGAUGCACUGGACGAAUGUCAAGUCUCCAAUGAAGAUCGGGAACGAUUUCUCCGCAUAGUCUUUGGUGUUCAGGAGCGGACCAAGGCGAAUAUUCUUGUAACUUCUCGUUUUGUUCAUGAGAUUGAAAAAAGAUUUGGGGAAAGCAUCCGCUUGGAGAUCAGAGCUAGCGACAUGGACGUGCAGCGAUAUAUUGAACAGCGACUGCAAAGCUUUCCAUCCUUCGUUUUACAUAACCCUGCUUUGCAGGCAGAGAUUAAGACUAAUCUUGCUCGGGCAGUUGAGGGAAUGUUUCUUCUCGCAAAGCUUUAUCUUGACUCCUUGGUUUAUAAAACAACACCUAAGGCCAUCAGGUGUGUGCUUGCAGAUCUUGAGGUUACAUCCGCGGAAAGAUCAGACAACGGCCAGAAGUCCAAGGUUCUAGAUCACGCAUACAACCAAGCCAUGGAGCGGAUUCGUGGCCAAGCGCCAGAGCACCAAAAGCUUGCUAAUCGAGUCUUAUCAUGGAUUGCCUGUGCUACAAGGAACCUUACAUUAUCAGAGCUACGGCACGGGCUUGCUGUUGAGUUCAACACACCAGAGCUUGACGAAGACAAUAUGCCAGAUAUUGAACAGGCCGUCUCGGUAUGUGCGGGCUUGGUGAUAGUAGACGAAAAGAGUAACGCAGUUCGGCUUGUCCACUAUACAACGCAAGAGUAUUUUGAACGUACCUACAACGAAUGGUUUUUUCAGGGGCAUAUUAAUAUUACAAAAGCUUGUCUGACCUACUUAUCGUUUAAAGAUUUCGAUGGUGACCAUUUCCUAACCCCAAUGAAAAUGGCCAUGAGAACAUGGUCAAAUCCUCUGUAUUAUUAUGCUGCGUUGAAUUGGGGAUACCAUGCCAGAAAGGCCUACAUGGAAGAAGACAAGCUUGUCUUAGACUUCAUCCAUAACACGUCCAAAUUGUUGGUCUGCGGUCAUUUUAUACGACAAGGCCAGCUUGGCCGUGGUCUUGGGAGUGUAGAUAUGGAAAGCAUGCACCUUACAGCGUGUCUAGGGCUAUCAAAGUCCAUGUCAAUUCUGCUAGAAGGAUCACAUGAUGUCGAUCCAAGAGAUUCCCUUUACAUGACUCCACUACUGUGGGCUGCCAUGCAGGGCCACGAAGCAGCAGUAAAGCUACUUCUAGAAAAUGGCGCAGACGUUAACUCAGCAGAUGCAUGGGGAAUGACUUCACUGUCCUGGGCUGCCAAAAGGGGUCAUGAAGCUGUGGUUAAGCUCCUGCUGGAAUGGAGUGCUGAUACCGAGGAAAAGACUCGCAAGGGCGACACGCCUCUUAUUAUGGCCGCUGAAGAAGGCCAUGAGGCGGUGGUACGAGCUCUACUCGGCGGAAAUGCUAUAAUUGAAGCAAGAAACAAGUCCGGAUAUACUGCACUUUUAUUGGCUGUUCAAAAUGGGCAUGAGGCGGUUGUCAGUCUCCUGCUGGAGAAGGGUGCUAAUACUGAAAUCAAGGGGUACCUUGACAGAACUCCGUUGCUGAUAGCCGUUGAAAAUCGUGAUGAUGCAAUGGUAAGGCUGUUGCUCAAUAAGAACCCCAAUAUAGAGGCAAGAGAUUCGAAAGGCCUGACCCCGCUCUCAUUAGCCGCUUGGGGCGGCGAUGAGACGGUAGUGCGACGUCUGCUAGAGAGGAAUGCGAAUAUAAAUUCGAAGUGCGGCAGGGGCUUCACUGCGUUCUAUUUAGCAGCCAAAGGUGGUCAUAAAGCCGUGGCAGAUCUUCUUAAAGAGGCAAGAGCAUUAUAG
Aspergillus oryzae RIB40 is the source of this 3309-nucleotide messenger RNA. RefSeq lists its product as uncharacterized. The coding region runs from base 1 to 3309 and encodes 1102 amino acids. Gene Ontology annotation, biological process: nucleoside metabolic process. The transcript has 3 exons. The record is from RefSeq and is a predicted model, not a curated record. Gene Ontology annotation, molecular function: protein binding; catalytic activity. NCBI's taxonomy places the organism in Eukaryota, Fungi, Ascomycota, Eurotiomycetes, Eurotiales, Aspergillaceae.